AUGUCGCUCAGGCUCUGGAUUGUCGGGUAUGAUUUCCAGUGUGUGCUCCACAUAGUUUGUGUUUGCCUGGAGUAUAGACGGCGGAACCAGCUGCCAAGUUCGCCUGAAAACCUGAAUUCCCGCCGUAGCUCCGGUAAUUGGAGCGGUGGGAAUUCGAGCUCCGGAAGUGAUGGAGAGUCUGGUGAUUAUGGCUUGGACACGCGUCAGAAUGAGGAUGCGGAUGAAACUAGUACUGCAAAUCAUCUGGAGUCUGCAAAUACAAUGUUCUCAUUCAUUUGGUGGAUAAUUGGAUUCUAUUGGGUAUCUGCUGGUGGUGAAAGCAGAUCAGGUGGUGAAGCAAUCAGGCGUCUAAAAUGUUCACAGAAUUUGGAAGAUUUCCAGUUUGUGGAUAUUGUUAUUGAGGCUAUUUUGGAGUCUGAAUCUGUGAAGAAAAAGUUUUUUGUUGAUUUAGACAAGAUUGUGAAGAGCUCUGCAAUCUUGACUUCUAACACAAGCUCCAUCUCCAUUACCUAUUUGGCAUCUGCAACUAAUCAUCCUACACAGGUGAUUGGCAUGCCUUUUAUGAAUCCUCCUCCGAUUAUGAAACUGGUUGAAAUCAUCAGGGGUGCAGAUACAUCAGAUGAGACGUAUAAUGUAACAAAGAACUUGGCAGAAAAGUUUGGCAAGACUGUUCUUUGCUCUCAGGAUUAUGCUAGUUUUAUUGUGAAUCGAAUCUUGAUGCCAAUGAUAAACGAAGCAUUUUAUACACUCUACAAUGGAGUCGCAGCUAAGGAAGACAUUGAUGCAGGAAUGAAAUUUGCAGAUUUUAUCGGGUUGGAUGUUUGCUUGGCAAUUUUGAAAGUCCUCCAUGGCAGCUUGGGGGACACUAAAUAUGCGCCAUGCCCUCUACUUGUGUUGUUUGUAAUGUGUGGAAGUUUAGGUUCUGCUCUGCAAUUAUUGGCAGCUUCCCCUUAUUCUCUAUCAAUAGAGAAAGUCUUUGUCAAAGAAGGUGGUGAGAUGAUGUUUAGACCAAGGAUGAUGUUUAGAAAGUCUUUUGUGUUUAAGCUGGGCAUGUAGGAUCUACACGCUCCAGCUUACGGGGGGUGUUGGAGGAUGUUGCCUUCAUAAAUGAAGAAGAUCCGCAUGCGUAA
Molecule: messenger RNA, 1130 nt
Organism: Ipomoea nil (Japanese morning glory)
Lineage: Eukaryota; Viridiplantae; Streptophyta; Magnoliopsida; Solanales; Convolvulaceae
Product: 3-hydroxybutyryl-CoA dehydrogenase-like
Exons: 1
Coding region: 1-1056 (351 amino acids)
Biological process (GO): fatty acid metabolic process
Molecular function (GO): oxidoreductase activity, acting on the CH-OH group of donors, NAD or NADP as acceptor; NAD+ binding
Source: RefSeq, a predicted model, not a curated record